Molecule: messenger RNA, 2672 nt
Organism: Rotaria sp. Silwood1
Lineage: Eukaryota; Metazoa; Rotifera; Eurotatoria; Philodinida; Philodinidae
Source: the annotation of a GenBank genome assembly
AUGAUUGUAAGUGGCCAAUUAGGACGAAUAAUAGUUCCUACUAUUCAUGAAGUUCGACAAGCCGUGUCAAUAUACGUAUACUGCAUGAACAAGAAAGCUCAUCAAGAAUGGACUCAAAGUUUUUCAAAGGUACAAGCUGUUAUUACUGAACUCGAUGAAGUUGUGUCUCGAAUUACAGCUGAUCAUAAAAUUCAAAAACUUGUAGAAGAACCAUUAUCAAUUAAUAUUUUUAAUGGUCAAUCGAUAGCUGAUGUCAAUGGUAAAUUUGUUUUUUCACAAGAACUUAUUAAACGUUGUAAAAAGGCAUACGAUGGUAAUAAUAUUGAAUUGAAAAAUAUUCGUGAAUUUAAAAAGAAAUAUUCAUCAGAAAAAUCUUUACGGUGGUACUCACGAGAGUCAUUCUUUUAUAAGACUCUAAAUGCUGUUCUACGCAAUGAAGAUAUUCAUAUGAUGUUUUUAUUUCGUGAAUUUAUUGCUGACAUUCAAAAUCAAUUGAAAUUGUAUCCAAUUGAUAAAACUCAAAGACUUUAUCGAGGACAAAGGAUAUCAAAAGAAGAAUUAAUAACAUUAGAACAAAAUUGUGGACAACUUAUUUCAGUGAAUUCAUUUUUCUCUACAAGUGCUGAUGAGAAACAAGCUCGUACCUUUCUCAAUGCUUCACAUGCUACAAAUAAUUUAGAACGAGUUUUAUUUCAGAUCACUGCUGAUCCUAAAAUGACUGCUACAAAACCAUUUGCUGAUAUUAGCAGCUAUAGUGAAUAUCCGGAUGAAUCAGAAACACUAUUUAUGAUGGGUUCUAUUUUUCGUUUGAAUAGUGUUGAUCGAAGUAGUGAGGAUAAUAUCUGGAUUAUUCGAAUGACUUUAUGUAGUGAAAACGAAAGUGAUCUUAAAAAUGUUCUUCAAUAUAUGAAACAGCAACUUGGUACUGAAGAAACAAAUCUUCAAACAUUAGGAAAAGUAUUAUGGGAUAUGGGUAGACUGGAUUUAGCUGAACGAUAUUUUAUUCGUUUAUUGAAUAAUCUACCAGAAAACCAUCAUUUACUCAGUGAUUUAUAUGAAGAUCUUGGCAGAAUUGCAUCGCUCACCGGUGACUAUGACAAGAGUAUUGAUUAUCGUAAAAAGUCACUUGCACUCAAGGAUUCAACUACAUCAAUGAGCAGUAUGCCUGCUGAUGAGUCUGACAAGCAAAAUGGUAAGAUUUUCGAAAGAAGUUCUGCUAUUAUGUAGUAGAUAUCUCAUAUAGAAAGAAGUUUACUACUGAAGAAAAAAUGAUUGAAAAACUUUCGAAAAAGAACUCAACAUUAUAAAAUGAAAUAGUUAUAAUCUUUAAAAUGAGUUUUAGAUUUAGCUGAUGUGUAGUUAACAGUUGUAUGUCGAGUCGAUUAAAUGAUAUUUAGAGCUAUAACUAAUACAUCAUAAGAUCGAAUUCAAGAGUUUCAAUAAAUCAGACAGGUUUAAAACUUGGACUGUGAUCCAAUUCAAUAAUACUAAGAUCAUUGUUAUAAGAAUCAUGAUAUUGACGAUUUUUUUUAUUCUUUGUAUUCACUGAAUAUUGGCACUGCGCAGACAAACCAAUAAGUUAUAUGUCGAAAAUGAUCCUUUUUUGUUGCUCUUUUGCAUUCUGUUGAUAAAUACUUUUAAGUCAGUCAUAUUGUUGUUUUGCUAUGUUUUCUAGCGAGUCAUAGAAGAAUUUUCUUAAUUUAUUCGGAAUACGUAUUUUGUCUUUACAAGACAAGCAAAUGAAAAUAUAAACUUUAUGUAAUUGGAAUCCCGAAGUAAAGAUGCUUGUUCUAUAAGUUUAUUUUUCUCUGAUAUCAUUUAGUUAUACGCUGUACAAAAUCAUGAGUCAUCAUUUCUGUAGGACAAUUUUGUAUUUUAACUAUUAUUAUCCGGGAUAAUUUUUAUUUUAUCAUGUGACACCCGUUUCUUGUCGUGUUUCUCUUCAACUUGAAAUUGUUCGUUCUCCGAUUACUUCUCAUUAUUAAGUGAUUUAGUUCUGUUUCUGUCCGUACCUAUUGACUAACAUUAGUUUUACCCCAUCUUCCGACCAAAAUAAAUAACAACAGUAAAUAGUCAGUUGAGGUGUUCAGUCAAUUUGAGUUCUUUUUUUGUAUCUAUCUCCUAAAUACAUAAUCCUUCUUUCGUUAAAUAUAUUUUUUUAUGUAAAUAUGAAAAAAUGUCAUGUACAUAGACCUAUUUUCAAACAGUAGACGACAUAAAGGAGAGCAUGGAAAAUUUCCAUUUCCAGGAAAUUCAAAUAAAAUACUUAUAAAAUAAAUUUCCUGGAAAUCCAAAAAUUUUAACAUAACACUUCAUUCUUUAUUAAGACAUAAAAAUAUCUUGUACGAUAAAUAAAGAUAUAACUAUAUCUUUUUUCUAAACUCCAGUUUGAUAAAAGAACGUAAUUGAAAUAUGCUUAUAAAGAUAUACUAUAUAAAUACAAACCAAUAGAGAUUAUACUUUAAAAUUGAACAAAGUUUAUUCUAUUGGGAAAUUCAUAUUAAUAUUUGUAAUGAUAUAAAUAUAUACUUAAAAAUCUUGGGUUGGGCUGGGGUGGGUUGGGUGACAAUGUAUUGGAAAUUCAUUUUUAUAUGGAAAUGGUAUUCUAGGAGUACUAUAAUAUUCAGUCAUGGGUUGGGUUAGGUUGGGUUGGGUUGGGUUGGGUUGGGCUG